Messenger RNA from Nicotiana attenuata, 1089 nucleotides. Its product is annotated as glycine-rich cell wall structural protein 1-like. The coding region runs from base 1 to 1089 and encodes 362 amino acids. Lineage: Eukaryota; Viridiplantae; Streptophyta; Magnoliopsida; Solanales; Solanaceae. The transcript has a single exon. The record is from RefSeq and is a predicted model, not a curated record.
AUGGCUACUUCUAGUCGUUCUUUCUGCGUGGCUCUUCUUGUACUAAGCAUUGUUAUGGCAUGUUUGAAGGAGGGACAUGGAGAGGAUGGAGAUGAUUAUUGCUACUAUGGUGGCUGGCGUGGAUGCAAAAAUCAUGUUGGAGGAGGAGGAGGAGGAGGAGGCGGGGGCGGUGGUGGUGGAGGAGGAAGUGGUAAUGGAGGUUCUGGGCAUGGAGAGGGUCAUGGUGCGGGGGCAGGUGUAGGUGUAGGAGGUGGUGGUGGUGGUGGCGGAGGUCAUGGAGGUGGUGGUGGGAAUGGAGCUAGUGGUUCAGGUCAUGGUGAAGGAUUUGGAGCUGGAGUUGGUGCAGAAGGUGGUGGAGGCGGUGGUGGGUCCGGUGGUGGAGGUGGCAGUAGUGUUGAUGGAGGGUAUGGUCAUGGAAGUGGUUUUGGAGCAGGCGGAGGUUUUGGAACUUUUGGAGGACGUAAAGGUGGUGGUGGUUUUGCAGAGGGAGCUGGAGGUGGAGGAGGUGGUGGGGGUGGCGGUGGGGGUGGUUCAGCAGGAGGAUCGGGUCAUGGUAGUGGCUUUGGUGCUGGAGCUGGUGUGGGAGUCAGCGGGGGAGGUGGAGGUGGUGGAGAAGGUGGUGGUGGCGGCGGUGGCACCAAUGGUGGGUAUGGUCAUGGAAGUGGUUUUGGAAUGGGUAUAGGUUUUGGUGGAAAUGGAGGUGGAGGAGGAGGAGGAGGAGGAGGAGGCGGAGGUGGAGGUGGUGGCAGCAAUGCUGCCGGUGGAGGAUCUGUUCAUGGUAGUGGAUUUGGAGCAGGUGGUGGAGUUGGUGGCGCUGCCGGUGGUGGUGGUGGAGGCGGUGGAGAAGGAGGAGGAGGAGCUGGAGGAGGAGUUAAAAAUACUAGCGAUGACAAUGGUGGUGGUGAAGGUUAUGGUGAAGGAUAUGGGCAUGGAGAAGGCAGUGGCUAUGGUGGAAACAAUAAUGGUGGAGGCAUUGGAAUGGGAUUUGGAAUGGGUAUGGGAUUUGGUUUUGGCAUUGGAACAGCUGGUACUAGUGGAAAUUCUAGUCCUGUUGAUGAAGCUAGCAAGAAUGUUGACAAACAACCCUAA